AAAGAUUCACCUUAGCUUCACUUCUCCUCACCUCAAAAUCCAUCCCUAAACUAACUAUGAUCUAUACCUUCUCAUUCUUCGUUUGGUCUGCGAAUCAUGGGUGUUUGCACUUAUGAGACAAAGAUAAUCACUACUAUCCCUCUAGCUAAGAUGUUCACGGCUUUUGUCCUUGAUGGAGACAAUCUCAUCCCUAAGGUUGUGCCUCAAGCUGUCAAGAGUGUUGAGAUCAUUGAAGGAGAUGGAGGGCCUGGAAGCAUCAAGAAGAUUACUUUUGGUGAAGUUCAGUCUAUUAUAACCUUGGUAAAUGCUAAUUAUUUUAGAUAUCAUCUAGACUCCAAGACUUUAAGCUUUUAGUAAAAGUAGGUUACACCCAUUUGGUGUUGUCUAUUAUAACCUUGGCAAACGCUAAUUAUUUUGGAUAUCAUCUAGACUUCAAGACUUUAAGCUUUUAGUAAAAGUAGGUUACACCCAUUUGGUGUUGUUCUUUAUUCCAUAUAUUGUUUAUCCACCUGCAAGUAGCCAAUUCAAGUAUGUGAAGCGUAAGGUAGAAGCUGUGGGCAAAGACAAUUUCAUUUACAGCUACUCAAUAAUAGAAGGUGAUGCUCUUA
Rubroshorea leprosula is the source of this 608-nucleotide messenger RNA. The record is from the annotation of a GenBank genome assembly. Lineage: Eukaryota; Viridiplantae; Streptophyta; Magnoliopsida; Malvales; Dipterocarpaceae.